Drosophila rhopaloa is the source of this 6207-nucleotide messenger RNA. RefSeq names its product probable sodium/potassium/calcium exchanger CG1090. Gene Ontology annotation, biological process: calcium ion transmembrane transport; intracellular calcium ion homeostasis. Gene Ontology annotation, cellular component: membrane. Gene Ontology annotation, molecular function: calcium channel activity; calcium, potassium:sodium antiporter activity. The transcript is spliced from 7 exons. The record is from RefSeq and is a predicted model, not a curated record. Lineage: Eukaryota; Metazoa; Arthropoda; Insecta; Diptera; Drosophilidae. The coding region runs from base 384 to 2324 and encodes 646 amino acids.
CGUCAUCAUCAUCAGUGGCAAUACAGGCUAGCUCGGUCCGCGUCCGCUCUUGGUCUCGGUCUCGUGAGGUGCUCGAUUGGAUCCAACACACUCGCCCACACUCGUCCGGCGAAGGAAAAAGCCUAAAACGGUCGAUUAACUAAAAUGAUCUGCUAGUGUUACUCCGAAAAACCCAACGAAUCGAAGCUUUAGUGAAGGGCCCAAUGGAUUAGUCGAGCUGGCCAAGAGAACUCAAACCCUCCGGCUGAUUCCUCACAUGUUUUCCAAGGCAACGGUUUCUUCUGUAUCUGUUUUCCGCUAAAAUCCAACUACCGCCUGUGAUUAACGCGCCCACAAAUCCGUGAAAAGUGAAUCUCGAGCAGCACCAGCAGGCAUCAGUGAAAAUGAUUGUGCGUCGUCGAUCACGCCGCGCCCGCAUGUGGAACAUGGGGUUGCUAUUCUUAAUAUACUACUGCGUCAGCGUCUACUCGGCCAAGGGGGACACCAAAGAAGGACAGCCCCAGUCUCUUAAUGUCGACGGCCUGGACAAGGACGCCGUCGACACGGAAGCUAACGGAGAGGAUGGCGCAGGGGCGAACACUGAGGGCAGCUCUGUUCUGGAAACCACACCGGCGUUUGAGGGACAGGUGACCACGCAAUCCACUCCCGUUCAUGGAGCCGUUCCCACCUGGCGUCCCAAGCGCGACAAUUGCACCCCACCGGCCAUCGAGCAGUUCCCAGAGCCGCUGAUGAACAAGUGGGCGCGGCAGCACGGCGGCCUCAUCCUGCACAUCCUGGUGGCCGUCUUCACCUUCUUCGGCCUGGCCAUCGUCUGUGACGAGUACUUUGUGGCCAGCCUGGAUCGGUUGUGCGAGGAGCUAAAGCUUUCGCCGGAUGUGGCGGGAGCCACCUUUAUGGCUGCCGGAAGCUCGGCACCUGAGUUGGCCACCGUGGUAAUAGGCGUGUUCUUCGCCAAGGACGACAUCGGCAUCAGCGGUGUGAUCGGCUCAGCCGUGUUCAACAUCAUGUUCGUGAUCUCCGUAUGCGCCCUCUGCUCCGGUACCGUCUGUCAGCUGAACUGGUGGCCCCUGGUGCGAGACUGCUUCUUCUACUGCGUCUCCAUCCUGGUUAUGCUGAUAAUCAUUUUCAACGACGUCAUAUCCUGCUUCGAGUCCGUGGUAAUGCUUCUCUGCUACGUGGUGUACUGCGUAGCCCUCCACUUUAACACAGAGCUGGAACGAUGGGCUCUAGGUCUGAACCUACCCUUCAAGCUGCCCAGCAAGGAGGAACAAUCGGCGCUGGUGACCUACAAGAACGUGCCGGAGAGCUCAUACACUCAGGAAAGUAGCCAGACCCAGGGGCAGACGGCUCCAAAGGAUCCCAGUGAGAGCAGACAUGCGGAGCCGCAGAACGACUACCAGAACUACAGCGAUCCUAAUGCUAGCUGGGAUCCGAACGCUGCCUGGGGCGAGGAGACCCAGCCGAAGCCAGUGGCCAACCCGCCGCCGGUGGACGACUGGGGCAUGGGCCAGGCUGGCCAAGAGAAUAUGGGCUACCACGCCGAUCAGCCCGAGUCAGUGGUCACCGGCGAGGCGACGGCGGCUGCGGCUACCAAGAGUGGGGGCCAGGUGGUUCCCACCCAGGCAGCCUCGGCCGGAGGAGUUGACUACUACAAGUCCACGGACAAGCAGCGAGAGCCACGCCGCGAUCCCCUGAUCCGACCCACGGAAGGAGGGCUGCCGGCACUGGUCGCCUGGUACGUGGUCUACCCGAUUCACUACCUCUGCAAGAAAACAAUGCCCGACUGCCGCCAGGAGCAGUAUCGCAACUGGUACCCCUUCACGUUCCUGAUCUCAAUGGUGUGGAUCUCGUUCUACUCCUACUUCAUGGUGUGGAUGAUCACCGUGAUCGGCUCCACGCUGGCCAUCCCGGACACUGUGAUGGGGCUGACGUUUGUGGCCGCUGGCGUGUCCGUCCCGGAUGCCCUAAGCUCAAUAGCCGUUAUCAAAGAGGGCUACGGCGACAUGGCCGUAUCGAAUGCCAUUGGCUCAAAUGUCUUUGAUAUACUAGUGUGCUUAGGUCUUCCCUGGUUCAUACAAACGGCCAUCAUAAAGCCCGGCUCGCACGUCAACGUAAUAUCCAAGGGACUAGCCUACUCCACGCUGUCGCUCUUCUCCACCGUUGUCUUCUUGAUCCUCUCGACGCACCUUAACGGCUGGAAGCUAGACAAGCGAUUAGGCAUCAUCCUUAUGAUCUGGUAUCUGUUCUUCAUUACGCUGGCGUCGCUCUACGAAAUGAAUGUCUUUGGCUACAUGAACCCACCCGAGUGCCCCAGCACUUACUAAAAACCCGACGAUGUCAGAAACGCACUUAUAUUUUCAUAACCAGCACCAAGUACCGUAUACAUAUAGACAUACAAGUAGAAUUGUUCAUAGCCGCAGCUAAAACCAACCGAAAACACUGCAACAACUCGAAGGGGAAAGGAUUAAGAGUAACAUUUACCUAACGUUAAUUAGAGGACAAAUUUAAUACUCAAAGCGCGUUUUACAUGAAUUUUUACAUUGCACCAAAGGGACGUGGAGCCGAUAAACCAAAAAGAUAAAUUAUAUAAAUGUACAUGUAUACUAUAUUUAUUAAUAUGUAUUUAAAAAAUAUUUAGGCAAUUAACAAACAAUAUAAUGGUAAUUUUUUCUAAAAUGAGAUGCCUUUUGGCUAAAUUUAAUUUCAUUUUUUAUUAGGAAAAACUUUUUCUCUGUUUUUGAUACUAAGCACAAUUGAAUUCGCUCACAUUAUUAAUUAGUAAGGAUUGGUCUUUACGUGCUCAAAUGUUUAAAACUUCAUUAUGCAUAAGCUACGUUUUAACAAAAGCUACAUUUAACAAAAUGGUCAUUUUUUGAAAAAGAAUAUUAAACUUUGCUUAGUAUCAAUAGCAUUUCAUUCUCUUCCUUGAAAGAUUUUUUAAUGGAAAUUAUGUUUGUCUUACAAUAAGAUGUACGUAAAUGACGUACUAAAAAUUUUCGUAUUUUUUCACCUUUUUCAAAAAAAAUUAUUAUUAUUAUUAUAUUAUUGAAAUUUUCAAAAAGUUUCCCACUUUAGAAAGAAUUACACACAUGUAAUAAAAGACAAUUAAACAUAAAGCAAAUAUAGCAACUGUAGAUAGGGAGACAAAUGUAUGUAAUUAAGAACAAUGAGAACAAAAUUAGCUAUUGUUGCUAAUGGUUUUAAGAAACAACGCAAGAUGUCCCACACCACAAUCAAAUAAUUAUGCGAUUAUAUUAUUUUAUUUAGUCGCAUACAUGUAUGUAUAUACUUUUGAAUCACAUUGUUUUCUUACAAGUUGAUUAUUUAUAGACCUUAGUUUUACGAAUUCUUUUAAGAAGCUCCGUUAAUUAAGACAUACAACGCUCGUGAAAAUUCCCUUUAGCUAUGUAUGUUUUGACCAAGAGAUCGAAUAUUUCGAGACAGACCAGACACGCAGAGUUAUGAGCUGUGGAACAAGGACAACGAAUUUUGUUCAAUUUUUGAUCAGAAAUUCUAAUUUUUGAAAAAGUACGAUCAUAAAUGAUUUUUUUGUUAGAUUCAACUCAAUUUACAGCCGAUAAUUUAACGAUUCCAUACGAAAAACGUCCUAGGCUUUCCGAUGAUACAAACAAACAGUGAAGUGCAAAGAAAAUUAUCAUGGCGGCAAUUAAUCGUGUCAAUUUUCUAUUGUAAAUAACAUACAUAUAUAUAAAAUAUUAAAUAUUUUAUGGGACGCAUACUAAUACUUGAAGUCAAUUUCAUAACCAGCCCUGUUCCCAUUCCAGAUUUUUAUGAAAUUUUAAUAAUAGUUUUAAAGGUUUCAAUAUUUUUCUGUGGUAAUUUAAUGAAAAUACCUUAUUCGUUUCAAUUCGCUUUCGUUUUUCUAAGUCGGACACGGGAACCGCACUGAAAGUUGGUAAUGACAUUUAUUCUGAAUUUACAAUAACAAUAAUUAUCUGCGUAAUCCUAAAUUUAAUAUUUAUUCUUAUUCAGCCAAUACAUGAUCCCUGAAGAAAGAAUAUGAACGUUGUUUUGUAUUCAAAGCGGGUAAAAUUACUAUUCAAAAUCAUAACAAGAGUACGCUUUUAAUCUAUGUUAUUUGUCUCUGAUUAGACAAUUGAAGGCACUCGUAAUAUAUCUUUAGCCGAUUGGUCAUCCGAGCUUCUAAAUUUGAUCAAAGUCCAGCUGAUUUUCUUAAUUUUAGAAGCUAAGAGACAUUGAAGCUGGUGGUCAAUCGAGACACAGAAUCAGACGUUAGCUGAAACCAAUGUCUGAGACAAGUGGUAUAAAUACAGUAUAUACCCAGACAUUCACAUAUAGCAUACCGAUACUAAACAUACUUACGUAGUGAGCACUGCUACAUAUAUAUGGACGCGCUCUAAUCAUAGUCAAAUACUUAGAUACAUAUUUAUACAAAGUGAACAUACAUAUACAAAUAAACAAUAAAGAUUCAUGUUUAAAUAUUUUGGAACAAACAAAACUAAGACCAAGUAACAGACUUCUAUAAUUUACGAAACUCAACUUCCAGAAACUAAUCAAUCACAAGCUAAGCAUAGAAAGUCGUGUUUAAAAUAAUAAUACCUUCCUUCAACUUUUAAGGUUCGUUGUGGUUUAUUUAAAAAUAUAUACGGCUCAUUUUAUGGUUAAUUAAACACACAAUUCCUGGCAGUUUGAGUUAAGGUCUCGAUCUCGGAAACUAAUAGAACUGAAAACUGAUAUUAAGGAUGAAGAUUUUGUUGAUGCCCACACAACGUUUGUUUAACACACUUUUAAAUGUUUUUAGACUUGAUAGGUUUAUACUGAAAAUAUCUACCGAAAUUGUUGCAACACUUUUCCUAACAGACCAGUGAAAAGCGGUCUAAAACAGUAGUAUAGAGUUUAUUUUGUUUUUUAUUCUAAAAAAAAUUGGAUUAGUAUGUUUGAUAAAAGGUACUCUUAUAAUAAAAAACUAUUACUGUAAACUACCAGAUAUAUUCAGUGUAAUGGGCUCUUAUAAUCAAAAAAGGUUCCUUGAGAUAUUUUUAAACUCUUGUUAGGCGAUAUGUGUCACAUCAUGACAUUGACUUAUUCUGGGUUUCUUUUAGUUUUUAGUAGAGUACACAAUAUUUUAUGAAUUCCAUUAUUUAAAAGUCAUAUAACGAUAUUAAUGUUCAUUUUAAUCAGAUACAAAUCUUUCAGUUAUUUAUUUAUUUACUUUUACUUUUUUAAUAAUCAUUGAUUAUUAUAUUAUAAAAACCUUAACGGACCUUUUAAGGGGGUGGCACUACAAGUAUUUAACAGAAAUACAUACAAACAAACAUUAACCAAAUCAACGUAACACAAAAAAUCGUAUGAACAAUCGCCUGUUGAAAACACCCACUUACCCAAUUAUAUAGUUUAUUUAUUGCAUUAUAUAUUACCACAAGUGGGUUGCUCUUCUUGGCACAACCCAAGUACAUGGUUCUUCCCUAGUCCACAAAAAUAGUCGAUCCAGAAUGUUUUUCAGAACGUACCACAGGGCAUGUAAAACUCUUAGUUAAAUUUGUAAUUAAUCAACACUCAAUUAUGAUACAAUAUACAAACAUACAUAUAUACAUACAUACAUAUAUAAACAAAACUAAUUUAAAACUAUAAAUAGCAUUUUUGUUUAAAUUAUCAAAUAUCGUUCAACAGCUAGCACGUCGUUGCAGUUUGAUUAAAAUUAUUUUAAAUAAAGAUCCUUCAGAGAAUUGAAUCCAAUAUAUGUACAUGUUUCGUGUUACUUUGAACUGUAUCUAAUGCAAAAUUGCACCUAUAAGAGAAAUAUAUACAACUAUGCCAGCUACUUUAUUUAGUGAUGAGGAUCCAGAUUACCUACGAGUUAGGAGCAGAGGUAGAUACAAAAUGAAUACUUCAAUAAACUUUCCCUAACAACAAAUACAAUGUACAAUAAUUGUUACUUAAACUUACAUACUUAAAACUAAAACAUGCUAUUCCAAAAAAAUACAAUAAAUGUUUACGUCUGACAUUUGUGUUAAUUAGUCGUAAUUGUUUAAAAAAAAACUAUAUUAAAACCUACCAAAUUAAAUUCUGAAGUGUGUUUAAAAAUUAACUUCGACCGACAACUUAUACUUAUUGGUGAGAUUAAAAAUAAAACAAGAAAAACUAUUGCUAAUAUACAAAACUGUUGUUGUUAUGUUUAGUCUAAUAACGAAUUCUGGAAAUAAAUGCAUAAAUAGAGACAAAACA